Suillus fuscotomentosus is the source of this 1545-nucleotide messenger RNA. RefSeq lists its product as uncharacterized. The transcript has 6 exons. The record is from RefSeq and is a predicted model, not a curated record. Lineage: Eukaryota; Fungi; Basidiomycota; Agaricomycetes; Boletales; Suillaceae. The coding region runs from base 1 to 1545 and encodes 514 amino acids.
AUGAUACCUCAGGAAGCAGCCAACGAUGCCCUGGAGAUAACUCUGGCUGAUGUGCAGUCGCUCAUCAAGCGUUGCAUGAAGUUAAAGGAAGCCGACCCAGAAACCUUAAGGCUCUCGGAUGAGAUCGCCAGGCGAGUGGCCAAAGACUUGAAACUCUAUGCGGGGAAUGCAACAUCAUUCUCUCCCCUGCUACUCUCCUGCGCUGCCGUUAUCCGGCAGUAUUCAAAGGGCGGUGCCUUUGAGAAUGUCCCCGAUUGGACUUCGGUAGCAGAAGACGACCCAUGGAUCAAGGACCACCCGCGAUUCGAGAAGACCGUGGACUAUCGCCCACCCUUUGCCCUUGAUGUUUCUCUACUUGCGACAUCGAGCACAAUCACCACCUCUCCCACCUCACCACCUCACAUCGUCCCGCCCUUGACAACCUCAGCUCUUGCAUCAACGCCAUCCCGUGCGGACCCAGAUUUCAUUGCCAAGCCUGUACUGGAACCGAGACGAUCUUCGCGCUUACGAGCACGUCAGAAUCCAUCCUGCACGGACCUGGAUCUCAUUGCCAAGCCGGUAGCACAACCAAAACGCCCUUCCCGCCCACGAGUGCUCAAGAACCUACCCCCUCUCCUUCAUCCGGCACAUCCACCCUUGAGAUACCACCACCUGUAUGUGGCCGAAGCUGAUAGGGAACAUUGGAAGGCACUUUCCACGGCCGGCGAUAGCAAGAAGGGGAAGGUGGGAGAUGAAGACACGGAUGGGGCCGUUGUGGUCGAAACCCCCAAGUUACCUUCCUCGCCCCAAGAGCCUCUGAAAAAGAAAAGGAAGUUGAUGUCGGAUGCACCAACCGCAAUCAUUGAUGCGAAACCGAAGGCAUUACCGUCUGUUGCUCCUGACAAGGCUGGUCUGCCAGGCGAUGACCAGGAUUUCCGGGAUUCAGACAUUCGGCCUGCAGAAUGGGGCUCAGAUGAUUGUAUCGCUACUCCGUUCCAGCAUUCCAUUCGUUUCCAUCCCCGGAAGUGCGACAAGUGCACGAAAAUGGACAUACCAUGCAUUGUCCUUCCGGACAAAAAGUUCGGAUGCAUGCGACUUGCGUGUGCAAAUUGCGACCUCAUGAAGGUCACCUGUGCGAUCGACGGCGUCGGCAUGAGGAAGAGAAUCCAGGCAAAGGCUUCCGCUGCUUCCUUGAAUUCUGCCGAACACUCCGGAACGCGCAUUCGGAAGUCCCGCAUGAUAUCUCCAGUUAUACUUAACAUCGCCGAAGAGGUGGAGCAACAACCUGGCCUGCUGGCUGAUGUGCCGAUCAAAACGCUUGCGAUCAACAGCACAAGCCAACGGCCCGAACGGGGUGAUCAGUUUGCGCCAACCAACUGCGCCGAUCCCGAGCCCACUGCAAGGGACAUCCUGCAGGGCAUUCAGGACCUCGGCAGGAGAUUUGAUCUCCUGGCCACCAACGAGCGACUGGACACCUUGGAUGUAAGAGUUCGUUCAGUGGAGACCAUCAUCCACCAGCGCUUGGACGCACUGGAGCAACGCCUUGACGCCUCGGAUGCCUGGUAG